This is a messenger RNA of Lachancea meyersii CBS 8951, 573 nucleotides long. NCBI's taxonomy places the organism in Eukaryota, Fungi, Ascomycota, Saccharomycetes, Saccharomycetales, Saccharomycetaceae. The record is from the annotation of a GenBank genome assembly.
AUGAGCGACGUUGGAUCAAGCGAUUUGGGGUCCCGCUCGCGUACCGCGAGCAUCGACUCGCAAAUGUACGCGAUCCCGGCGCCUUCGGGCGCGGGAUCGCCGCUUUCCAUGAGUUCUAGCAGUAGCAGCGACAUCGACAGUGAUGAUGAGGACGAUGGGGACGAUGGGGACGAGAGAGCCGAGGGCGACGACACGCCACUGGUGCUGGACCGAUUGGCGCGUCCGCUGGACGCGCCGGUCUUCGACGUGGCGCGAUUUGUGUUCCAAUCGCUCUCGCACGCUCUCGACAGCACGGACUUCGCACAGGCGACUGCGAUCCAAACCAGGACCGCAGGACUCAUCAACGCUCGCAGCAGAGAGCUUGAACAACUGGUGGAAGCGCUGCAGCAACGACUGCCGCGUCUGGAGACGCGGUUCGCCCAGGGUGCCCGCGUGGCACGUCAAAUCAAGCGUCGUCUGGAGCGGUGCAACGAGGUGGUGGAGCUUCUGGGGCGUGCGUUCCAGCGCGAGCACCCGAUUGAGUUCCAGCAGGCUCGGGAGGAGGUGUAUGAGCGGGAGGAGAAUGAAGAAUGA